Messenger RNA from Vigna unguiculata (cowpea), 1650 nucleotides. Its product is annotated as protein disulfide-isomerase 5-4-like. Gene Ontology annotation, cellular component: endoplasmic reticulum; COPII-coated ER to Golgi transport vesicle. Lineage: Eukaryota; Viridiplantae; Streptophyta; Magnoliopsida; Fabales; Fabaceae. The record is from RefSeq and is a predicted model, not a curated record.
AUGAUUUCUGCAACUAAGCUCAAAUCCGUUGAUUUUUACAGAAAAAUCCCGAGAGAUUUGACUGAGGCGUCGUUGUCGGGAGCGGGAUUAUCCAUAUUGGCAGCUCUCUUCAUGAUGUUUUUGUUUGGAAUGGAACUAAGUAAUUAUUUGACUGUUAGCACCUCCACAUCUGUGAUUGUUGACAAGAGUUCUGAUCAUGACUAUCUACGUAUCGAUUUCAAUAUCAGUUUUCCUGCACUCUCAUGUGAGUUUGCAUCAGUCGAUGUGAGUGAUGUGCUGGGAACAAACAGGCUCAAUAUAACAAAAACAGUUCGGAAGUUUUCUAUUGAUUCAAAUUUAAGACCCACUGGAUCUGAGUUUCAUUCAGGUACAGUUGCAAAUGCUGUAAAGCAUGAUGAUGAAGUAGAUGGAGAAUCUGUUGAAGGUUCAUUUUCACUCACAACACAUACUUUUGAUAAUUAUGUUCAUCAGUUCCCAAUUACAGUUGUAAAUUUUUAUGCACCUUGGUGUUCCUGGUGUCAACGUUUGAAACCUGCAUGGGAGAAAACAGCUAAAAUUAUGAAAGAGAGGUAUGACCCAGAAAUUGAUGGGCGCAUUAUUUUGGCAAAGGUGGAUUGCACUCUAGAGGCAGAUUUAUGCAGGAGGAAUCAUAUACAAGGGUAUCCAUCCAUUCGAAUCUUCCGUAAAGGAAGUGAUGUCAGAAGUGAACAUGGGCAUCAUGAACACGAGUCCUAUUAUGGAGAUCGUGAUACAGAAAGCCUUGUCCAGUUUAUGGAGGGUUUAGUUGCAUCUCUCCCAACAGCAUCUCAAAAGCCAGCUCUGGAAGAUAAAUCUAAUGCUACAGAUAAUGCAAAAAGGCCAGCACCAUCAGCGGGUGGAUGUAGAAUAGAGGGAUAUGUGCGAGUGAAAAAGGUUCCGGGAAAUUUGAUCAUCUCAGCUAGAUCUGACGCCCAUUCUUUUGAUGCUUCUCAAAUGAACAUGUCACAUGUCAUAAACAACUUGUUUUUUGGAAAGAAAGUGACGCCUAGGGCCAUGAGUGAUGUGAAGCUCUUGAUACCAUACUUAGGUAGCAGCCAUGAUAGGCUCGGUGGCCGGUCAUUCUUUAAUACUCGUGAUUUCGGAGCAAAUGUUACUAUAGAGCACUAUAUUCAGAUAGUUAAAACAGAGGUAGUGAAUAGAAAAGGUCAUAGAUUAAUCGAGGAGUACGAGUACACAGCGCACAGCAGUGUGGCUCACAGUGUUGACAUUCCUGUUGCGAAGUUUCAUCUUGAGCUCUCCCCAAUGCAGGUCUUAAUAACAGAAAACCAGAGGUCUUUUUCACAUUUUAUUACUAAUGUCUGUGCCAUUAUUGGAGGCGUUUUCACGGUAGCUGGAAUUUUGGACUCCAUUCUGCACAACACUAUCAGAAUGAUGAAAAAAGUUGAGCUUGGGAAAAAUUUUUGAUAGAUAGUGAAAUGGUCACUACAGGGAUAAGAAUUACGAGGUACGCAAUGCCUCCAACAUUUUCCUUCACCGAAUUCUUCUUUCUUUUAUGGCUGAGGAAAGAGUGUCUAUUAAUUUAUUAAAGAAAGAGUAGAGGGGGAAAAUUGGUAUUGAGUAGCAUGAUGACGAAUAAAUUUGAAUGCAAAUUUUGGUUUCUUUUUAGUUCUC